Molecule: messenger RNA, 790 nt
Organism: Marasmius oreades (fairy-ring Marasmius)
Lineage: Eukaryota; Fungi; Basidiomycota; Agaricomycetes; Agaricales; Marasmiaceae
Exons: 5
Coding region: 59-688 (209 amino acids)
Biological process (GO): mitotic spindle assembly checkpoint signaling
Cellular component (GO): cytoplasm; nucleoplasm; kinetochore
Source: RefSeq, a predicted model, not a curated record
GACCAAACGCGUCAAAGAACCUCUUCCUUUGAACCACGAACUUCAUCUUCCAUUGACCAUGGCAUCUAAGCAGGCUAAUCGUCAGGCUAUUACACUCAAAGGCUCUACCGUUUUGGUCACAGAAUUUUUCAAGUAUGCUGUUAACACGAUUCUCUUUCAACGUGAAGUAUAUCCCUCAGACGAUUUUCAUAUGGUCAAAAAAUACGGUCAAACCGUGCUAGUUACGCAGGAUCUCGCAUUAGAGAAUUAUCUGGACAAAAUCCUGAAACAGGUUCAGAAGUGGCUCCUUACAGGCUCAGUGACGCAGCUCGUUCUGGCCAUUAUAUCAAAAGAAACAAGAACAGCUCUUGAACGAUGGGUUUUCGACAUCAAGUUGGUUGAACCGCCCGAAGGUCCAAGUCUAAAUGCACCGCCGCCCCAAAAGCCCGAAUCCGAAAUACAAUCCGAGAUUCGGGCAAUUUUGAAGCAAAUCAUAUCUAUGGUGACAUAUCUGCCAGUGAUCUCGGAGCCCACUGUAUUCAAUAUAUUGGCCUACACGUCGGACUCUGCGGACGUUCCCGCUGGAGAAUGGGUCGACACCGAUCCUCUGGCAAUCGAAGCAAGCAAGAGUCAGCAGGUGAAGAUGAGGAGCUUCAGCACUGACAUACACAGGAUUGAAGCAAUGGUUGCCUAUCGAUAUGAGGAAUAGGAGGAAUAGGAACGUCGGAGACAGCGGGGUGUGGCAGCAACAUAUGUACAUGGUAACUUCGAUAAUAGUAUUCGAAUCCGAAUCCAAGGAACUGGUUACUGG